AUGCCCGUGUGGGGUUGUGGGGUUACCACCUGCAAUCGUGGAGGCUGCCUCCAACGCGUGCACAGGUGCAACAGGCAUUCGACUGCCAUGGCCACGCCCAGCACAGCACCUGGAGGGAGCCCGCGUCAGCAGCUAGGUGGAGUGGUGUGCACCCUUGUCCAUCACGGGCGUUGA
Auxenochlorella protothecoides is the source of this 174-nucleotide messenger RNA. RefSeq lists its product as hypothetical. The transcript has a single exon. The coding region runs from base 1 to 174 and encodes 57 amino acids. NCBI's taxonomy places the organism in Eukaryota, Viridiplantae, Chlorophyta, Trebouxiophyceae, Chlorellales, Chlorellaceae. The record is from RefSeq and is a predicted model, not a curated record.